Molecule: messenger RNA, 6059 nt
Organism: Alligator mississippiensis (American alligator)
Lineage: Eukaryota; Metazoa; Chordata; Crocodylia; Alligatoridae
Gene: AGFG1
Product: ArfGAP with FG repeats 1
Exons: 15
Coding region: 108-1850 (580 amino acids)
Cellular component (GO): cytoplasmic vesicle
Molecular function (GO): GTPase activator activity
Source: RefSeq, a predicted model, not a curated record
UGCGGGUUCCGCCUCACUCGUCAUUCACCGCUCUGGGCCCGGCGUCGCCGCCCGCUCGCAGCGCGCGGCCCGGCCCCUCCCCUCCCCCUUACCCCCGGCGCGGCGCGAUGGCGGCGAGCGCGAAGCGGAAGCAGGAGGAGAAGCACCUGAAACUGCUGCGGGAGAUGAGCAGCCUCCCGCCCAACCGCAAGUGCUUCGACUGUGACCAGCGCGGCCCCACCUACACCGACAUGACCGUGGGCAGCUUCGUCUGCACCUCCUGCUCCGGCAUCCUGAGAGGUUUAAAUCCACCCCACAGAGUGAAGUCAAUCUCCAUGACCACAUUCACACAACAGGAAAUAGAAUUUCUACAGAAACAUGGAAAUGAAGUGUGUAAACAGAUUUGGCUAGGAUUAUUUGAUGAUAGAUCAUCGGCAAUUCCAGACUUCAGGGAUCCACAGAAAGUAAAGGAAUUUCUACAGGAAAAAUAUGAAAAGAAAAGAUGGUAUGUUCCUCCAGAACAAGCAAAGGUGGUGGCUUCAGUCCAUGCAUCUAUAUCGGGGUCUUCUGCAAGUAGUACAAGCAGUACACCUGAGGUGAAGCCACUUAAAUCUCUUUUGGGAGAAUCUGCACCAGCAUUGCACUUAAACAAAGGCACACCUAGCCAAUCCCCUGUUGUAGUUCGGUCUCAAGGGCAGCAGCAGCAAGAAAAGAAGCAAUUUGACCUCCUCAGUGACCUUGGCUCAGAUAUCUUUGCUGCUCCUGCUCCUCAAUCAACUGCUACAGCAAAUUUUGCAAACUUUGCACAUUUCAACAGUCAUACAGCGCAGAACUCUGCAAAUGCAGGUUUUGCAAACUUUGAUGCAUUUGGACAGUCUAGUGGUUCGAGUAACUUUGGAGGUUUCCCCACAGCAAGUCAAUCUCCUUUUCAGCCCCCAAAUACAGCGUUCAGAACGCUUUCAUCUAGCUGCAGUUUUGGUGAAUUUACUUCAGCUUUUCCUCUCCAGGCUGUACACAGUGGGAGUGCUGGAUCAGGGAAUGCUAACUUUGCUCACUUUGAUAACUUCCCCAAAUCCUCCAGUGCUGAUUUUGGAGCCUUCAGUGCUUCUCAGAGCAACACAACAGCAACUGCAGCCAGUAAAGCUGCAGUGAAUAAACCAACUCUCCAGUCAGCAGACAAAUAUGCAGCUCUUGCUAACUUAGAUAAUAUCUUCAGCACAGGACAAGGUGGUGGUGAACAAGGAAGUAGUUUCAGCACUGUAGUUACAGCAUCAGCAGGUCCUGUUGUAUCAGCCCCAAGUCAAUCAAGUGCAUCUUCAGACAAGUACGCAGCUUUAGCAGAAUUAGACAGCGUAUUCAGCUCUACAACAACAUCUAGUAAUGCAUAUACUUCCACCAGUAAUGUUAGCAGCAAUGCUUUUGGAACAGUACCCGUGGCUGCUUCCGCACAGACACAGCCUGCAUCUUCGAGUGUGCCUGCUCCAUUUGGAGCAACACCUUCCACAAAUCCUUUUGUGGCUGCCCCCGUUGCCCCAGUGGCACCUUCAACAAACCCAUUUCAGACCAAUAGCCGAGGAGCAACAGCGGCAACGUUUGGCACUGCAUCCAUGAGCAUGCCUGCAGGGUUUGGAACACCUGCCUCCUACAGUCUUCCUACUAGCUUUAGUGGCAGCUUCCAGCAGCCAACAUUCCCAGCGCAGGCAGCUUUCCCACAACAGACAGCUUUUGCUCAACAACCAAAUGGUGCAGGUUUUGCUGCAUUUGGACAGGCAAAGCCUGUAGUGACUCCAUUUGGACAAGUUACAGCUGUUGGAGUAUCUAGUAAUCCUUUUAUGGCAAGGCAGCAUUUGAAUCCUCCUAGAUGCAAUUGAGCAUUCUGAUGACAUGGCAUUCAUAAAGCUGCUCAAAUUGAGACAGAGGCUGGUGCACCAACAGGACAAUAUCCAACAGGAAAUUCAUCGACCAAUCCUUUCUUAUAGCCUUAUAGACACUUUACCCAAAAGAACUCUUAUGUGGUCACUUAACAUCUCUGCGCCUCUUGCACUGUUGUCUUGUUUCACUGAUCUUAGCUUUAAACACAAGAGAAGUCUUCAAAAAAAACAAAGAGCCUGCAUUGUGUUUUAAACAAACCCCACCCACCAGGUAAUAAUGUGCAAAACAGAGGGCUGUGGUAACAUCUUUUAACCUGUGAAUUGGCAGGAGAAAAAAAGUAGCGGUAUCAUGUAUAUUAAAAUUGGCUAAUAAGUUAUCGCAGAUACCACAUUCAUUAUGCUGCAGUACUGUACAUAUUUUUUCUUAGAAAAUAGCUAUUUGUGCAUAUCAGUAUUUGUAACUUUAACACAUUGUUAUGUGAAAAAUGUUAUGGGGAAAAAUAGAUCAGCCAUUUUGAGGUGCUGUUGUAUCUCUUGGAAUGAAUGACCUACAUAAUUUUAACCAUUGCUAUUGGAAGUCAUGAAGUUAAAUUGGAGGUUUUGUUCAUUUCUCAAGAUGUUUUCCUUUCCUAAGAGCUCUUCUAUUUAUACAUGCCUAAGUUCUCUAAUGUAGAGGGAUAUCUGUCUGCAUAAUAAAGCUGAUCAUGUUUUGCUACAGUUUGCAGGUGAAAAAAAAUAAAUAUUAGAAAAAAGAUUUUGUGCGUGUUUGCUGUGUAGGAACAAAUGAGUUGAAAGCAGACGCCCAUAUUUUGGCUUCCUUAGUUUGUGUUCUGUUCAUAGAAGUGGAACUAUAGGCUUUAUAAGCAAGUUCAGAUAAAAGAUUUUUGGGCACACUUGUGGUUCAACUUAAUUCUGUCUAGUGUCAGUCAUUACUUCAUGUGUUUUCCUUAGCUGUCAUUUACAUCAAACUGUUUUGUGGAUAGGAGAUAUUUUGUUUUUUAAGAGAGCUGAAAUCCUUGUACUUGCAUUUAAGGAAUUCCAUUUAUAUUGGAAGGUUCUAUAUUAGAAAGGUGCAGAAGGGAGCCAUGAAGUUUCCUUCUUUCAAAUUAACAUUUUACUUUUAUUUUUGGCACUUAAUCUAGGUUUCCGGUCCCAGGACAGUAUACACCCGCUUAGUUUUCCAUGUUAGUUAAAAUUAUACUUAUUUUUCAUCUAAACUUAUAUUUAAUAUAUUGCUCACCAGAUCUUUAGUCAGUGUUGCUUAAAACAUUAGGUUCUUGAGCUGUUCAUGGUGGCAGACAAUUUUUUUUUUUUUUUUUUUUUUUUUGUGGCCCUUCCUCCAUGUAAUUUUCUCACUUAUAGUAGAAAUGAGCAAUAUUGGCAUACAUGUUAUGGUAUAACUGUUUACAAAAUGGACACAAAUCCUAGUGCUUACAGCCAAGUAAAAAUUUUGGGGGAAUAGAAAGAAACUAUUGAAUAAUGCUGGUUUACUUGUUUUGUUUGUUCUGUUUCAUGCAUGCUGAAUUUUUUAAAGUUGUCCAGAAGGCUUAGGAAUAAAUGGACAUUUAGAGCAUUAGUUGUGCAAAAGUGCGAUAUACUGUGCAUCAGAUUUAGACAUUUGUGUUUAGGCAUUUGUUUAGCUCUCUAGCUACAUUGCGUACAACUGAUGACUUAAUAACAAAAAGUGCUGGAGUGACAAAAUACUUAAUGAAUCUCCAUAGAAAGGAGCUAAUCCGGGGGACAGGGAGGGGGAAGAACACAGGGCAAAGGCAGGAAAAAGCACCUCUGAAUAUUUGGAAUGGACAUUUAAAGGGAACUGUCAUUCUCUUGGAUUUUGGGGAGGGCAUCUAUUGCUAAUUUAAUGGCAGCUGCUCAAUAUAAACUCUGUUUUACUUUGUCCAAAAAAAAAAAAGUUGAUGUGUAUGAUAGUAGUGUGUAGGGCACACAUCCUAUCAACAGGUACCCUGGCCCUGUCGCAUGGUGUAUGAUGUUAGAAGCCUUGCGACUUGGUCACCAUCUUCUUGUCCCUUGCCAUGUCACAUGGUGUAUGAUAUUGGAAACUCUGCCCUGGUCACAUGGCACGUGACAGAACCUCCUGGCUGUCAUUUUGGCAUCCAUUUUGACUGCCAUGCUGGUCCCAGAAUUCCCUGCCCCCCAUAUGGUCUGUGACAUAAGAAGGGCUGCCUAUUAGGGCCCCAAUGACUGCCCCUUAUGCUGCAUGGCCUGCCAUAGACCACAUGGCAUAAAUGCCGCCUAUCAGGUAAUGAGGUGUGGGGGGAAAGGAGGUGGUUGUGACUUCUCUAACAACCCAUCCUACUGCCCUUAACAAAUUUGUGGGGGAUUUCGGAGGCCUCAGGCCUCUCUGAGAGUGGUGCCGAGCCAACCAGGCUGAGUAGACGUGUGAUGUCCAGUCUUCAAGCUCUCGGUCUAUCUGUUUUCCAAAGCCGACCAUAUGUUUUUCUGAGCCCAGGCUAAGGCAGAUGGAAGAAGAUAUGGAUUCUUACAUUAUACCAGUAAGACCCCUCAUCCUUGCUUUAGCACUAAGACUUGUCAAACACUUGCAAAGGAAGCAUUAUCAUAGUGAUAGUUCUGAGGAGAUUUAAAGAGAGCAGUCCUCUAACCCAAAGACUGCCUGAGGUGCCUCAACCUGGUCAGGAAGCCCAUGUGAACAUGCAGCAGGCCUGUGAGUUGGAGGCCCAGUCUUCUGGAGUGGAUGUUGACGAUUUGGGAGAAGAGGGGUACCUUGCUCCAGACCCUGAGUGGGAAGAAGAUAAGGGAGCAGAGAUACUAGUAAGUCUUGAAGCAUGCCUGGGGGGGAGGCUUGGGACCAUGGUGGGGUAUGAAUUGGCUGAGGAUUGAUUAAACAGUGACUAACAAGUUGGGGAGGGGGUGUUUUUUGGGUUGUUUAAUCCCCUUUGCAGUUAGAUUCAACCUUUUUAAUGACCCCAGAAAGCCUGCACACCUGUAACCUGAUACUGGAGAAGAGAAGCUGCUUUUAUAAAGAACAGAGAUCUGGCAUUUCAGAAGACAAUACUGUGACUUUCUUCGAAAAGUAGUUAGGAAUAGAACUAGCAGGUCCUGUUUUUUGUCAAAAACGUAAAAGCAUCAUGAAAGCUCUUGUGUGGGCUUUGGGAGUUUUUUUUGGCAUAAUGAAAUAUUGUUUGAGGCUUUUUGACAAAUGUAUGGGAAGUGUUUUUGACAUGUGGUCAAGGUAGUCAUGAAUGUCUUACCUAGCUAGGUGAAGACAUAAAUCGGACAAUUCAGGAACUUUUGUGAUAAGGUCUGUAUGGAAAGUGUUUUAAAUACUGUUAAUGCCAUAGGCUAUGCCAUGAAUGGUCUCUCUCUCUCUCUGAGAAACGCUUACCCUGGGUAUUCCUAAUGCUACUCUUUAUGGGUUGAUUAGUGAGGAAGAUAAGCCUUUGUUGUCUUACACUGAACACUUAAUUUGACACUAGAAAUGAUAAAAACCCUGCUAAGGAGAAGGGUUUGGGAAAAAGUUUUAAAAUGUAUUUUUACUGGUGUGUGUUCUGCUUUUUGAUGGGUGGGCUUUGGGUUGGGGGGGACUUUAGUUCUGUGAAUGUGUUGUAAAGAUAAAACCAGCAAGACUUGACUACCAUGCUUAUUUACCCCCAUGCUUACAUUAUACUGAGAGGCAAAAUUAUAAACUUUCUGUAACUGAUUUGCAACCGUUAGCUUUUGCUUUAACCACUUGCAUGAGAGCAGAGGACAUUAUAGUAUCAAAACUACAACCAAAUACAGGUGUUCUGAAAAUAUGGAUUUGAACAGCAACAUUGCUAACUAGUUACAGCAGUAUUCACUGUACCACAGACAGACAAACCUGUCAUUGACACUAGAAAUUUUGUAUCACUUUUUUUAUGAGCAUAUUUGGCUUUGUUUGUAUCCUGCUGGUUCAUUUCUUGGGCUGCCCUUGUUGAACCAUUGAAGUGAGACUAAAUCACAACAGUGAUUUUUGGCUGAAUAGUUUGCCAUUUGUUUCAUUGACUUGGAUAUCCAAGUACAUUCAUAUGGGGAGGGGGUUUUGGGUUGAGAGUGAAUUAUUUCUGAGUGUGUUGUAAAGAUGAAAGCAGCAAGACUUAGCUAUCACUUGAAAUGAUAAAUACCCUUCUUAAGAGAAGGAAGGUUUAACAAAAAAACACCAGUAAAUAAAUAUUGUACAGAUUUGAUGGAAAUAAAGACUGUUUUAAAAUA